CUGGUCAAUAUCAAAACAGCCUCAAUCCCACUGCCAGUCUGUCAUCAACGUACAUGGACAUCGUCACAUCUUUGGCCAUUCCAUCACAGCCACCGGCCAGAGUCCCUCAACGACACCACGUACUGGACUGCGCAGAGUACAUAACGAGUCCACGGCAGCCUGCAACCAUGGAAAUCACCACGCUCUCAACGAUCUUCACAGCUACCACUGAACGAUCACCGCUGGUCAAAUCUACGCAUUUGAUAUGGCCCGGCUAAACUGGUCCCCAUCUUCACUUCCUUCGCUCAAGAAACGCACCUACAUUGUCACCGGCGGUAACACAGGCAUUGGCUAUUGGACCGUCCACCACCUAGCCCUCCACGGCGCAACAGUGUUCAUGACCUGCCGGACCGAGGAGAAGGGCAAGGCAGCGUUGGCCGCCCUGCAGUCCUCAAUCAAACAGUCCAACCCGUCCAUCACGCCCGAUAUCCGCUCAGUAACAAUGGACCUGAUGUCCCUGCGCAGCGUCCGCGAAGCCACCACCAAGAUCCUGUCAGAAAUCACCCAACUCCACGGCAUUGUCAACUCCGCCGGGAUCAUGGCCACCCCCUAUGCCAUGAGCGAAGAUGACUACGAGUCGCAGCUCCAAACGAACUAUCUAUCCCAUUGGCUGCUGACAUACCUGCUACUCCCGCUGCUGGAAUCAACGGCAGCCGCCAGCAACGAGCCCGGCACAGUGCGCAUCGUCAACGUCAGUUCCAUUGGCCACGCAGCCGCGCCAAAGGAAGGCAUCAACUUCGCGGACACAGCGCUGACCGGAUCCUUCACGUUCCGCCGCUACGGCCAGAGUAAACUUGCCAACAUUCUGCACGCCAAAAGUCUGCAUGCGAGAUACAACCGCGCAACCACAUCCUCCAGCAACAAAAUAUUGGCGCUGUCUCUCCACCCAGGCAACGUGGACACCCAGUUGAACACCCAGUCGUGGGGAGCGGCGCUCGUGCCGGUCCUCAGAUGUCUCGGCGUGUACAUCACACCCGAGGAAGGCAGUUUCAAUUCUCUCUGGGCCGUGGCAUCUCCUCAAGUCACCGUGGGGAUAUCAGGAGAGUAUUUCGUGCCUGUCGGCGUGAAGAAGGAGCCUAGUAAAUUGGCGAGAGACGCCCAGUUGGCGGACAAGUUGUGGAAUUGGACGGAGCAGGAGUUGAGGAGUAAAGGACUUCUCCAGUGAUGACGUCAAGGCACCAGACGUCUCAAGUUCUGGGAACCGAAGUUGUAUCCUCAUGUUCCCCCAUAACAAGAGGAGCGAUAUGCUCGGAUUUGUUUGUAGAUUCAAGCUUCUCUUCCCCUCAAAAUGUGAGGACACUCGUUAUAUACUCCAACCAGAUUUCCUCCAGGAAUGGGGAUUCAGCUUCCAUUAUUAUAUCAUAAUAUGCGUCUCGUCGUAUGAGCCCAG
This is a messenger RNA of Exophiala viscosa, 1429 nucleotides long. RefSeq lists its product as uncharacterized. Bases 245 to 1204 code for a protein of 319 amino acids. The record is from RefSeq and is a predicted model, not a curated record. The transcript has 2 exons. NCBI's taxonomy places the organism in Eukaryota, Fungi, Ascomycota, Eurotiomycetes, Chaetothyriales, Herpotrichiellaceae.